UAAUGGGACUCUUAACCUCACAAUUUUUAGGUAAACUAAGAAACUUCUCCGCUUACUUCGUCUCUCUCUACACCAACCAUGGACAGUUCGAGAAAUGUAUCCAGCCAACCACCACUCUCCCCAUGCAGCAGUGGAAGAAGAAGCAGCACUUCCACCUCUCCCGAAUUCGAGUUUUGGAUGGUCCGUAAUCCAUUCUUCCUAAAACCCGAUCUACUAUCUGCGGAUGAACUCUUUGUUAACGGCGUCCUCCUUCCUCUCCAUUUACUCCACCUCCACAACCACUGCCCUUGCUCGGACCUAGCAGAUUCCCCACCUCCCAACUUGCAUCCUGAUGCGGAGCCCCAAGUAUCCCCUAGGGCCGUAGAAGCAGAGUGGCUCAUCCCUGUAACUGCUUCAAAGAGAUGGAGAGACAUCUUCAAGAAAGGUGACAAGAAAACUUCAACCUCUAAGAACCAACAAGAUAAAAAGAAGAAGAAAGAGAAAAAGAGUCAAGGUGGAGCAAGUCCAGCCGAGUUGAAUAUCAAUAUAUGGCCAUUUUCUCGCAGUAGAUCAGCGGGGAACAGUGGAGGCCGAGCCAGGAUGUUUCCCGGAGCCCCAGGAAGCCGAAAGGUGAAUAGUGCACCUUGUUCAAGGAGUAAUUCGGCGGGGGAGUCAAAGUUACGGAAGUGGCCGAGUACCAGUAGUAGUCCGGGUAGGGGUGGAGUACACUUGGGUCGAAGCAGCCCGGUCUGGCAGGUGCGGCGAGGUUCAGGGGGAAAGAAUUGUGGCUCAGAGUGGGUGAAUCGAAGCAGUGAAAAGAUGAAGAGUAAAAGUAAAACGACGACGGGGGGUGGCAAAGUUGUAAAUACGGAAGUGCCAAUGUGUAUCGGAUCCAAUGAAAAUAGUAAUGUUGGGAGUAGUGGUAAUCAUUCUAAUUUAAGCACGUUUUUGCAGAUCUCCAAAAUUUAUUUAAAUAUAUUUAUUAUCAAAGGACCUAAUAAAAAUUAUAAGAAAAAUUUUGGUGAAUUAUGGGUGCAAUUUGUCUUCUUGAAAUAUAGUAUGCAGCAGCAAGCACACAUCAGCAAAAUGAGCAUAUUGUUGUGUGCAGCAGCAGCAUGCACACAACAGCAGAAUGAGCAUAUUGUUGUGUGUGCUGCUGCUGCACACAGCAGUAUGAGCAAUGUGCUCAUGUUGCUGCUCUGUGCAGCAACAAGUCGUGCUGCAGCAGCAAGACAGCACAAGCAGAUUGCUCAUGUUGCUUCUGCACACAGCAGCAAGGGCAAUCUACGUGCUGUUAUUGCUGUGUGCAGCAGUACGAGCAGAUUGCUCAUGCUGCUGUGUGCUGCUGCUGUGUGA
Manihot esculenta (cassava) is the source of this 1335-nucleotide messenger RNA. RefSeq lists its product as uncharacterized. Lineage: Eukaryota; Viridiplantae; Streptophyta; Magnoliopsida; Malpighiales; Euphorbiaceae. Bases 79 to 1335 code for a protein of 418 amino acids. The record is from RefSeq and is a predicted model, not a curated record. The transcript has 4 exons.